Pseudogymnoascus verrucosus is the source of this 1172-nucleotide messenger RNA. RefSeq lists its product as uncharacterized. The transcript is spliced from 5 exons. Bases 183 to 1151 code for a protein of 322 amino acids. Gene Ontology annotation, cellular component: cytoplasm. Gene Ontology annotation, biological process: pantothenate biosynthetic process. The record is from RefSeq and is a predicted model, not a curated record. Gene Ontology annotation, molecular function: 2-dehydropantoate 2-reductase activity. NCBI's taxonomy places the organism in Eukaryota, Fungi, Ascomycota, Leotiomycetes, Thelebolales, Thelebolaceae.
GUUCGGCAGAUCCAAUCCGGGGCCGUGGGGGUUGCGCUUGGCGUUUUGUUCGUAGUCACGACUUAUCUCGUCCUCAAAGAAUAAUAGUUUCUCCAACUUACGUGACCACUCCCUCCUACCGACAUCUAUCACUUUACACAUUUACUUCUACGAUAUCGAAAAAUCACUCGAUACUGACCAGGAUGAGCGAAGCAGUUGAUGUGCUGCUUUUUGGGCUUGGGGCCAUUGGGUCCUUCUACGCCUACAUACUCACCAAGUCGGAAAAUGUUCGUCUGACGGUGGUUGCCCGAUCAAAUUACGACGCUGUUAAAAUGAAUGGUCUCACCAUCAACAGUGAAGUUUACGGGUCACAUACGUUUCGCCCAUACAAUGUAGUAAAAACUCCCGCAGAAGCAAGGGGGACAUUCGAUUACGUAGUGUGCUCACACAAAGCAAUUGAUCAAAGUUCAGUACCGGCACAGGUAGCACCAGCCGUCGACGCAAAGAAAACAACCCUUGUCGUGAUACAAAAUGGAGUAGGAAAUGAGGAGCCGUUUAGGCAGGCCUUUCCUGAUGUCACCAUCAUCACAUGCGUUACAUGGGUUGGUGCUCUCCAAACUUCGCCCGGGGUGAUCACGCACACCAAAUCUGAACAUACUCAAAUUGGACUGUAUCCAAACGAAAAGGUAGACAACGCACUGGAACAGGGUUGUUUGGACGCCUUCACAGGUUUCUUGAGGGCCGGCGGAACACCUUUCGACGUUGUUGAAGACAUGCAAAUCAAGCGGUGGGAAAAAGUAGUCUGGAAUGCCGCCUGGAACUCAGUCACGACCCUAACGCUCCUUGACACGCAAUCCUGGCUCAGUUCUGAAGGCGGGAUGUCCUUAACCCGCCAAUUAAUGACAGAAGUCAUUGACGUAGCGCGCAAAUGCGGUAUACCCUUAUCCUACGAUUUGAUUGACGAGCUAAUCAAUAAGAUAUUGAAGAUGCCGGGGAUUCAUAGCAGCAUGCAUGCUGACCGCGUGGCCGGAAGACAGAUGGAAGUUGAUAUCAUUUUGGGCACACCGCUGAGGAAGGCUAGGGAGUUCGGCAUGAAGGUGCCUAUCAUGGAGACUAUAUAUACGCUUCUUACGGAGUUGAACGUGUAUUUAAAACAGACAUCAAGUCCGUGAAAUGAGGCAUGAAGAUAAUGC